This is a messenger RNA of Solanum lycopersicum (tomato), 1610 nucleotides long. Its product is annotated as cytochrome P450 90D2. Lineage: Eukaryota; Viridiplantae; Streptophyta; Magnoliopsida; Solanales; Solanaceae. The record is from RefSeq and is a predicted model, not a curated record. Gene Ontology annotation, biological process: brassinosteroid homeostasis; brassinosteroid biosynthetic process; sterol metabolic process. Gene Ontology annotation, molecular function: heme binding; iron ion binding; oxidoreductase activity, acting on paired donors, with incorporation or reduction of molecular oxygen, NAD(P)H as one donor, and incorporation of one atom of oxygen.
UACAAAACCAUUUUAUUCUCAAAAAAAAUUCUCUAGUUUUGCCUUAAAAAAAAAGAAAAAAAUUAUGUAUAAUUAUAGUGUUUGGAGUUCGUUAGCAAUUGCAAUUUUUAUCAUCAUUUUUCAUAAGAAAUUAUUCAUCAUAAUCAUUCAUAGAGUGAAACGAUAUGCACAAUCAAACAAGACGAUUUCACUACUUCCUUUGGGAAAUCUUGGAUGGCCUUACAUUGGAGAAACCUUAGAGUAUAUUUCUUCUGCUUACACUCAUUCUCCUGAAUCCUUUAUGGAUAAACGUCGCCACAUGUAUGGGAAAGUGUUCAAGUCGCAUAUAUUUGGAAGUCCAACUAUAAUUUCAACAGAUGCAGAAGUUAAUAGAAGUAUUCUUCAAAGUGAUGCAAAGACUUUUGUGCCCUUUUAUCCAAAAUCUCUUACUGAAUUAAUGGGAAAAUCCUCAAUUUUGCUAAUUAAUGGAAGUUUACAAAGAAGAAUCCAUGGCUUAAUUGGAUCUUUUUUCAAAUCUCCUCAUAUUAAAGCUAGAAUUACACAUGACAUGAAGAAAUAUGUACAAAAAUCUAUGGAUAAUUGGCAAGAAAAUUGCCCCGUCUACAUCCAACAUCAAGCUAAAAAUAUUGCUUUUCAAGUACUAGUCAAAGCAUUGAUUGGUAUAGAUGGAGGUGAAAAAUUGGACAUAUUAAAAAUCAAUUUUCAAGAAUUUAUUGCUGGUCUUAUGUCUUUGCCAAUUAAUUUCCCUGGCACUACACUUUAUCGUUCGUUACAGGCAAAAAAGAGGAUGGUGAAAUUGAUACAAAAUAUUAUACAAGAAAAAAGGGAAAAGAAUAUUAUGUCAACAGUAAAUGACGAUGUAGCUGAUGUUUUAUUAAAUGAUACAAGUAAAGAAUUAACAGAUGAAUUAAUAUCUGAUAAUAUGAUUGAUUUUAUGAUACCUGGUGAAGAUUCUGUUCCAGUAUUAAUAACUCUUGCUAUUAAAUACCUCUCUGAUUCUCCUCUCGCUCUCCAACAACUGACGGAGGAGAACAUGACACUAAAGAGGUUGAAAGAAAAGCAAGGAGAAACAUUAGUGUGGAGUGACUAUUUAUCAUUACCAUUUACACAAAACGUGAUAUCAGAGACAUUAAGAUUGGGAAACAUAAUAAUAGGGGUAAUGAGAAAAUCAGUGAAAGAUGUGGAAAUAAAAGGAUAUUUAAUUCCAAAAGGAUGGUGUACUUUUGUUUAUUUUAGAUCAGUUCAUCUUGAUGAUAAUCACUAUGACUUCCCUCAUCAGUUUAAUCCUUGGCGUUGGCAAAGCAAGGAUACAAAUAAUUAUUGUAACUUUACCCCAUUUGGAGGUGGACAAAGGUUGUGCCCUGGGCUGGACCUUGCUAGGCUGGAGGCUUCAAUUUUUCUCCACCACUUUACUACUCAAUUCAAGUGGGUAGCUGAGGAGGAUUCAAUUAUCAAUUUUCCAACUGUAAGAAUGAAGAAAGGAAUGCCCGUUUGGAUUAAACGAAGAGAGACUAAACAAUGUUAAUACAUAUAUUAGAAGAACAAUAUAAACGAAAGAGAUUAGAGAGAGAGAAAAAAAAAUAGUUUUUUUCUUCUUCAUUUCAUUCUUA